Cooperia oncophora is the source of this 222-nucleotide messenger RNA. Lineage: Eukaryota; Metazoa; Nematoda; Chromadorea; Rhabditida; Trichostrongylidae. The record is from the annotation of a GenBank genome assembly.
AUGUGUAUUGAAGGCGAACAGUUCAAAGAUUGUAUGAAUUGGGCAGUAUUGAGUUUGGAAGAAAUAAUGACGCGACACGAAUUCCUUCUGAAAACCGGCCGCUAUGUGACACCGGAUCCGAAGCAUCCACAGAAAGCUAUGGAAAACGCUAGGUUAAAUCAAAUACUGGAUUCGAGUGACGACAAUUUUGCAGUUCAGGUACAUAAACAUGUUCCACGAUGA